Camellia sinensis is the source of this 3701-nucleotide messenger RNA. RefSeq names its product C2 calcium/lipid-binding and GRAM domain containing protein. The record is from RefSeq and is a predicted model, not a curated record. Lineage: Eukaryota; Viridiplantae; Streptophyta; Magnoliopsida; Ericales; Theaceae.
AUCUUGAGAAAUGAGGAGACUUGUGCCAAACCGCAAUAUCGGUCCCCAAAAGAGGCAAAAACAAACCGACUGCUUCUCUCUUUCUUCUCUCUCUAAUCUCCCACAUCCUCGUGUCACUUCCCUCUCACCCCCACGUUUCCUCUUCAUGGCUUCACCAACAAUUUUUUCUCGCUUUCCCAGACAGUCACACAACCCUCUCAUCCGUUGUUUCUUUAAACACCAAAAGCGUGCCAUUUUCAAAGACUCUCUCUGCUUUCAAGAAAUAGUAAAGUUAUACAGAGAUGAGGCUAUAUGUGUAUGUGUUGGAGGGAAGAGAUUUGGCAGCGAAGGACUCAUAUGUAAAGCUUCAGAUUGGGAAGCACAAGUCCAAGACCAGGGUUUUGAGGGACACCACAAACCCAGCUUGGAAUGAGGAGUUUGCUUUCAGGGUACAAGCCAUGGAUGAUGAGCUUGUGGUCUCUGGUUAUCACCAUGAUGAUAACUCUGGGUUCUUCAAUGCCUCUGGAGAUUUGAUGGGUCGGGUUCGGAUUCCAGUAUGGUCCGUUGUGGCCGAGGAGAAUCACAAUUUGCCCCCCACGUGGUUUUCUAUUUCUAUAGAAAAGCCCAAGGCUUCAAAAUCGAUCAACAAAGAUGGUGGGAAAAUUCUCCUUGCGCUUUCUCUGCAUGGAAGAGGCCAAGACAUAUCCACUGACUACCUUUUCCAUGAAAAUCCAAAUAUUAAGAAUGGGGAUUCUAAAGAAUGGGAAGGCCCCCAUGUUAUAUAUCAAGAUAUUUGCACAGCUUCAUCUCGGAAGAUCCUGGAGGGAAAACAGAAGAUGAAAGCUAUUGCAGGCCGUUUGGAGAGCCUUUUUAAUAGAAAUGAGGAUAACUCUAGAAAUGAUGAUUCUUCGGAACAGUCCGCUACACUGUCUGAAUAUGGGGAUUGCAUGGAAGAACCUCUAUCUUGCGGUAGCUUUGAAGAAGCUAUGGAAAAGAUACAGUCAGUGAGCAAUGAAAGAGAAAUGCCCAAGAACCUGGAAGGGGGCAUUCUUAUUGAUCAGACCUACAUGGGAACAUCCAAAGAUCUCAACUCAAUUCUUUUCGCUCCCAAUUCACAGUUCAGGAGAGAUUUGGCAGACUUGCAAGGAACGACAGAUGUACAAGAGGGCCCCUGGAUGUCAAAAUCAGAAGACAUGUGUUUAACGCGAGUUGUUAGCUAUACAAAAGCUGCAACAAAGCUAGUUAAGGCUGUUAAAGCCACUGAGGAGCAAACCUAUACUAAGGCAGAUGAAAGGGAAUUUUCUGUUCAUGUAAAUGUGAGCACACCAGAUGUUCCAUAUGGUAAUACAUUCAAGAUUGAAAUACUUCACAAUAUAAUGCCUGGGCCACAGCUACCUUCAGGAGAAGAAUCGUCCCGUCUUGUAUUAUCAUGGGGCAUUACCUUCUUUCAGAACACUAUGAUGAGGGGUAUAAUUGAAGGAGGAGCUCGGCAGGGACUCCAGGAGAGUUUUGAUCAGUUUGCCAGCUUGUUGGCUCAAAAUAUUAAAACACUCGAGUCUUUAAACGUAUUAGACAAGGUUCAUAUGUUGGCAACUUUGCAAAAUGAGCACCAGUCAGAUUGGGAGUUGGCAACUGUGUAUUUUUGGAAUUUUGCCGUCAUUUCUGCUGCUUUUGUAAUUUUGUACGUCUUCGUACAUAUUCUACUCUGUAGACCUCGGGAGCUGCAAGGCUUGGAAUUUAAUGGUCUUGAUUUGCCAGACAGUUUUGGAGAGCUUAUCACCGGUGGAAUUGUAGGCAUUCUAUUAGAGCGUGUUUAUAACAUGAUUUCACAUUUUGUACAAGCUAGGUUCAAAAGAGGAAGUGAUCAUGGAAUCAAAGCCCAAGGUGAUGGAUGGGUGCUCACUGUAGCUUUGAUUGAGGGGAUGAACUUAGCAUCGAUGGAUCCAACAGGGUUGCCAGAUCCCUACGUGGUGUUCUCCUGCAACGGGAAAACAAGAACAAGCUCUGUUAAGCUUCAAGCUCCUGAUCCUCAAUGGCAUGAGAUACUUGAGUUUGAUGCUGCUGAAGAACCUCCCUCAGUUUUGGAUGUGGAGGUUUUUGAUUUUGAUGGUCCAUUUGACCAGGCUGCCUCACUUGGGCAUGCAGAGAUAAAUUUCUUAAAACACACAUCUACAGAACUAGCAGACAUCUGGGUUUCCCUCGAGGGAAAACUUGCUCAGUCUUCUCAGUCAAAGUUGCACCUUAGAAUAUUUUUGGACAAUAACAAUGGCGUUGACACAAUUAAAGAUUACUUAACAAAGAUGGAAAAGGAGGUCGGAAAGAAGUUGAACCUUCGAUCACCUCACAGAAAUUCAACUUUCCAAAAAAAUUUUGGUUUGCCACCAGAAGAAUUUCUCAUCAGUGAUUUCUCAUGCUCCUUGAAAAGAAAGAUGCCAUUACAGGGGCGCCUUUUUUUAUCUGCAAGAAUUGUUGGGUUUUAUACCAACUUAUUUGGACAUAGAACCAAAUUUUUCUUUCUUUGGGAGGACAUUGAUGAAAUUCAAGUGCUUCCCCCAUCUCUAGCAUCCAUGGGCAGUGCUCAGUUGGUCAUUGUUCUUCGGAAGGGUCGAGGUCUUGAUGCCAAGCAUGGUGCAAAGUGCCAAGAUGAAGUAGGCAGGCUUCAGUUCUAUUUUAUAUCAUUUGUGUCAUUCAACGUAGCUAAUAGGACAAUCAUGGCCUUGUGGCGAACAAGAACACUGACUCCAGAUCAGAAAGCACAGAUUGCAGAAGAGCAGCAGGAAGAUGAUGGAAAGUCUUUAUUACUUGCAGACACUGGGUCUUGUUUGGUUGUUGAAGAUGCAAAAAUGUCCAAGGUUUACUCUGUGGAACUUCCUGUAAAAAUGAAAUUGCUGAUGGAAAUGUUUGAUGGGGGAAACUUGGAGCAUAUAGUGAUGGGAAAGACCGGUUGCCUGAGUUAUGUCGCUACUACUUGGGAACCUGUAAAGACAGACUUGUACGAACGAUGUCUAUGUUACAAAUUUAACCGCCAAUUCUCAAUCUUUGGAGGGGAAGUUACGUGCACACAGCAGAAAUUUCCCAUUUCAAAUGGUAAAGGGUGGAUUGUGAAUGAGGUUAUGGCCCUACACCAUAUCCCAUUCAGUGACCACUUCCGUGUCCAUUUUAAGUACCAGUUUGAGAACUGUAUUCUCUCUCCUAGUUCAUCAUGCAAGUGUGCCAUUUAUGUUGGUGUCACGUGGCUAAAAUCUACCAAGUUCCAGCAUAGGAUCACUCGAAACAUAACUGAGAAGUUCACUCAUCGACUGAAGGGAAUAUUUGAAUUGGUCGAAAGAGAGAUUUUAUUAACCAAUAGUCCCAUUUGACUAAUACUUUCGGCACUUCAUUCCGCUUUUUCUUCAGAAGGAUUGAGUUGCAGAGCAAUGGCAAUUGAGCAAAUUUAUUAGAUGCUUCACAAUUUUCAUGUUGUAGCCGCUUUGAGGAUGAAUCGAAUAAUGUGCAUUGGGUGGUUCUUGGCUAACAAUGUUGAAUGAGGUUAAAAUUAUCAAUAUUGUCCACGCAUUUCUCACAGUAACUUCCUAGAUGCACCCCUGGGUCCUAACGAACAUAGCCAAUGCUAUAUGAUCCAUGAGUCAUAUGUCCUUUAGUAACACUCAAUUCCCUUGGUGGGCCUACGGUGUCUGGAAGCCAAUCCCUUCGUAUAAAUUUGAAGUGUUAUGCUUUUGGGA